Messenger RNA from Lucilia sericata (common green bottle fly), 766 nucleotides. RefSeq names its product general transcriptional corepressor trfA-like. The coding region runs from base 53 to 412 and encodes 119 amino acids. The record is from RefSeq and is a predicted model, not a curated record. Lineage: Eukaryota; Metazoa; Arthropoda; Insecta; Diptera; Calliphoridae. The transcript has 2 exons.
UCGUGAACAAAUUUUAUGGUGUGAUUUAUAUGGAUCAGUUCCCGAAUAUGAAAUGUGCCUGGUCUGUUUCCGCUACCACCCUUUUCGCUACUGCAGGCAGUUUAAGAAGAUGACGGUAAAACAAAGACAAUAUGUCUGUUUCGCCCGCACGCAUCUAGUCGGAGGAUGUAUUCCAAUGGAAGCCUGCCAGGAGUGUGGAGAUUUGCACCACACCAUGUUGCAUCCUGAGCGGUCCCAACGACAGCGUCAACAACCACAGCAACGACAACGUCUUCAACAACAACUACAACGACGUCAACAACAACCACAACAACGUCAACACCAACCGCAACGUCGUCAACAACAACAACGUCGUCGAUCACUACCUCGCCAGCAGAUGCAAUCGUCACGUCGCCGUCAGCAACAACCUUAACGUCGCCGUCAGCUGGUACAACGUCGUCGUCCCCAACCACGCCGUCGUCAAUCUGUUGCAGUUACCCAAAAUACCCAGGAAUUGGUACAACGGAUCGUUGCAGCUAUGGGCCAAUUGUCGGGGGCAUUAAACAUUGCACCAGUGCAAGAGGGGCGUGAUGUCGAGGAUCGAUCUGGCAACGACUUGAUCGACCUCGACUAAGCCGCAUCGGCCACAUAUUCAGCGGCGAUGUAAGUACGGUUCCAACCGUACUUUCGCGGCUAAGGAAGAAGAAGAAGUCAGUCUUCGACUACAACCGAACGCCAGCGGCCAUAAAAAACAAACUAAAACUUUAAAAAAACAUUUAAAACCAAA